Calliphora vicina (urban bluebottle blowfly) is the source of this 810-nucleotide messenger RNA. RefSeq lists its product as uncharacterized. The transcript has 2 exons. The coding region runs from base 55 to 684 and encodes 209 amino acids. The record is from RefSeq and is a predicted model, not a curated record. NCBI's taxonomy places the organism in Eukaryota, Metazoa, Arthropoda, Insecta, Diptera, Calliphoridae.
UAUGUCUACUACAAUCAGUACAUCUUGAGAAGUGGUUUACUAAACAUCACAAAAAUGCCAGCAUAUAAAAUUUUUACCAUAUUUAUGGUCUUAUUCUUGGCUCAAUCGUCUCUGGCCAAACCCGUAGAUGAUUUAUCCAGUCUCUUUGACUCUUCCGAAGAGGAAAUGAGAAAGAAUCCAACACCCGCACAAAAAUUGCUACUCUUCACACUCGAUAAUGUCAUUUCCUUAGGCAAAAGUUACUCCGCCAAUGCCUUCAAUGUCAGUCGUAAUAUACUGAAAGACGAGUCUCUGAUGGCCAACGAUAAACCCGAAGUCUUAGAAUUCAAAAAGAAUCUCACCAUGUUUGUGGAAAAGUAUGAAGCCAACAAAAAACCACUGCUAUUAUGGGAUAUUAUGGACAUAUAUAUAGUCACCAUCGACAAAUACAGCGAUAUACCAGAAGAAAAACUUACCACAGAAUCAAAAUUUAUCUCGGAAAUCGUAGAUAAAUAUAAUAGCGAUCUAACAGCCCUAGAAUUCGCUAUAGAUGUUGUAUUGUUUAUGAGAAAUUUUGAGCUGAUGUUUGAAGAGCAUAAAGCUGAUUUGGAUAAGCCCAUGUUGGAUUGGUACGAAAAUUACUGCAAUUUAGAUGAUUUUGAGGAAAAAAUUGAUGCCAUUAAUGGUUUUAUUGCUAUGGUUUGAAAAUGUAUUUAAAUAUUAGAAAGAAAAAUGUACUGUGUAGCUGAACUAAAUAAAAAAAACAAGUAAGAAAGUAUGGUCGGUCAAGCCCGACCAUAUAAUACCCUACACUAAGUAAAAGAGCAAAAA